AUGAAGUUGGCAUCACCACCAUUGCCUUCUUUGCUUCCAAAAGCGACUACUUUGGAGAGUGAACAUAGUUUGCACAUGAAGCAUAGAGGGAAGGUAUGUUGCAUCAUAUUUGACAAACUAUUGUCACAUGUAUUCUAUAUUCUUUCAUGUUUCAAACAUCCAGAUUUUAAAUUAUUUUACUUGAGUGUAUAAGUGAUAGGACUAUGUUAAUUUUAUAGAUAACGUUUGAAGGAGGGCAUACAACAACCGAGGACUCUCGGGCGUCUCAGCCUUCAACGUCAACAAACGAAAGUGUAUCUUGGACUUUGAAACAUGGGAAUUAUGAAGUUAGAUUAAUAGAUUGGCACGUUUAUAAAUAAGUGGUCUACAUUUAUAGAUAGCAGUUAUAGAAGAACGACCUUCAAAUAUUGAGGAAUCGCAACCUUCAACCUCAAAGAAUAUCGUAAGUAUUUUGAACUUUGAAACUGUAUCACUAGUCACACAGACCACACCACAGUAAUAUUAUUAUUUAAUAUAUUAUUUCAUGCAAUGAUGUGUAAUGAAAUCAAAUAUAUGGUGAAUAUGCAAAUUAGUCACAACCCAAAUUUUGUUAUUUCAAUAGCAUGGUGCGUGUAGCAAUUGUGCUCUCCUGUUGAAGAGAAAUAAGCAGCUCAAGUCCAAUUGGCUCUCUGCAAAACACAAGCUUGAUGUGUACAGAAAGGAAAUGGAAAGCCAUUCAAGUACUGUCGAUAAUUUCUGUUUCAGACAAGUACAAAUAUAGUAUAAGUUAAUAUAAUUCCUAGUAUAAGCUAAUAUAAUGUUUUCUAUGAUCAUCAUGAGAUGCAGGAAACGAAGACAUUCCUCCUAUUAAGAAAAUGAGAGCACAUGAUUUCUCAAGUCCUACAGUGACAAGUGAUGUAAAAGAUGUUUACAGUUCAGAUGUUGGAAUGCCUGCUUCAAAUGAUGUGUAUGAGGAAGAAACUGAGGAAUCAACUGAAACAGAGGCAGAGGAUGAAACAAUCCCACAACAUAAAAAGUAAGUGUUCAACUAUAAUUUGGCAUGUAACAAUUUAAUAUACAACCAAUUACAUGUAAGUCUAGAGUAGAAACAUACACGAAAGAGUGACCAAAAACAGUACAUAUGUGCAGACAGAUUAGUACACAAACUGUAUUAACAUGAUAUGUGAGGUAGUGAAGCUGCAAGCAUUUACAAUUCAAAUAUGUUGUUUUUUUAGGAUAUUCUUGGAUAAUUCAAAUUUGAGAAGGGAACCAAAGUUUAUUGUGUUCUUCACACAGUUACUGGCACUUUUCAAAUUCUGUCAUUCAUGCCAAUUCGACCAUCCACUUGUGGAAGUGCAAGAGAAUGGUACAAUGGCUGAAGUAACCACCACCUGUGCUAAUCCAAAGUGUGGGAAGACAAGCAAGUGGUUUAGUCAGCCAUAUCUAACAGGCACAAUGAUUCCAGCUGGCAAUUUCCUUCUGUCAUUUGCAAUACUUGUUGCUUACAUCAGCCACCAAAACCUUGAGAGUAUUCAAGCAUAUCAGAUUGAUAUGGGGUGUAAGUAAGUGUGGUGAUAAUUAAUCAAUAAUAAUUUAAAAAUUCAAAUAGAUAGUGGGCAAUGUUUAGUUAUGGUACCUCAACAUUAUAUAAUAUAUUUGUAGGAAAAGUUAUUCCCUGGAAUGAACCUUCAUUGGAACACUAGGAGGGGUUAAUCACCAAAAUGAAGAGCCAUAGUGACCUGACAGCUGGUGAUGGAAGGCAUGACAGUAUGGGUCAUAGUGCUAAGUACUGUGCCUAUACUGUAUUCUGUUGCACAGUACCAUUCAUCUUACACCAGUGCAGGUAUGUUAGAAAGCACAAAUUGUAUACAACAGAAUGAUAUAAAAUCACAUUGCAUACUUACUGGGUGUCUUAAAAUUUUUUAGAGAAAUGAAGUAGGUAGCAGUCCUGCGAUGGAGUACCAUGGCUUUGUAAGGUGCAUGGAAUAUCUUCUGGGCACUGGAUUUUUGUUUCUGAUCGGCAUUCGGGAAAUGCAAAGCACAGGAGAGAAUAGCUGACCACAAUCGAGCAUUAUUUUGACAUUUGGCAUUUAAAGAAGAGUAUGUUAUCAGAAAAGUAAGUUAUAUUUACUGACAAUUGGUUUGCUUUACAGUAUCCUACGUUAUAUAGUUGUGUUAUCAUCUAGAUUGUAAUUGUAAUAGAAGCCAUUAUGAUGUGUGUGUGUGUGUGGGGGGGGGUUGUUAUAUUAGGAAAGGGUAGAUUAUUUAAAACUAAUUAGUUUUUAUUUUCAAUUUUGUAUUUCAGAGGUCACAAAAGUAUUAACAAAGAUUUCAAAGAUCAGUGGAAAUGAAAUACUAAACGAAUGGAUUAAACCAUGUGCCAUUUUUUAUUUUGGAGUGCAAGGACCACCACCCAGAGUGGUCAAUACACACAAAAAUUUGGAAAAUCCUGUAUUUGACAAGUGUGCACAUUCAGAUGAAAUUCAACCACGCAAGUGGCUAUAUUUCUGUGUUAUAGUGUGGUAAUAUAGCUAUUAAAAUGUCUAUUCAACACAAAAAAUACAUAAUGGUGUGGUACUUCUUUUAAUUUGGCAUACCUCUCCCAAACUACCAUAGUCUAAUAAUUCCUCUCCAUUUCAAUUGUGCAAAAAAGGGACUAUACAUUUUUAAUUUCAGACUCCAUUGCAUCUGAGAAAAUGCAUGCUGCACUCACAAACAAGAGACUUAUGAAUGGAAUCAAGCAGGCAUCUCCUUUUGGCCAGACCAGUUGUCUGGAAGGUUUCCACUCAGUACUAAACCAGCUUUCUCCAAAAAUGUUUGGGUAGGUGAGAAACAGUUUGGUAGUUAUUUUUGUAACAUCAAGGCAGGUUGAUGCAUUCAACUCUUUUCUGGUUAUUUUAGGCAUGCACCCUGCUGUUAUUCAUUUCAACAACUUAAACAGGAAAAACCGAAUGAAGAAUGGUGUUGAGCAAGUGCAUGUUGUGUAUCCAAAAUUUAAAAAUGGAGAGGCUGUAGUUAGAAAUCUCAAAGUACAGCAAAAUUUUGGUCUGUAUGUAGUUAUGAUAAUAACAUUAAACUGAUUUCCUUGUCGAACAUCAACACUAAUGGUCAUAUCUUGACAGGAUUACAAAUAGGGAGGUGGGGGCAAUUGGGCAUAUGGACAAUCUGGGGAGAUUGUUUUAGCCCUCGUAUAAUAGUUGCAUAACUAUAUUAUUGUAUUUCUUAAAGAUUAUGUUGAUGAAAUAUAUGACACUAUAGUUGAUGCAAUGUUGGACAAGAAGUUAGCAAAGGAAAUUAAAGAAUUAAAAGAUGAAACACCACCACCAAUGAACAGGAUGCUCGAAAAGCAAAGAGAAAGCAUGCCAAUUGUUGAUGUGCCACCAACAAUUCCUGGUAGGUUGCAUGUGUCCUUAUAUGAUAGUAGAUGAGUCAUAAUCAUGCCAUAUAAGGAACAUUUUAAUUAGGUCUAAUGAUUUUUAAUCAUACAGUAAAGAACAAAACGUUCAUUAUUUUCUUCUCACUUUUAGUGCCUGAUUUACAAACAUUGAUUAAACAUUCAUUUCUUUUGUAUUUUCCUCAUGAAUUAUUAAUGAAUUUUUUAAUUUGCAUACAAAAGCAAGAAGUUAUAAGCAUUGAAUCUCAAGCAUAAGCAUCUCAAAACAAAUAAUAUCAAUAUAGCCUAAAAUAAGAUUUAUUAUAUUUGAACUUAUUGCAUCAUACAUAUAAUAUAUAUUAUAAUUUAUCAAUGUAAAUAUACGUUAGUUCACAAAUAUACGUUAGUUCUUGAUUAUGCAAUAAUUCUUCAAAUAUUAUAAAUGUAUCAAUAUAAUACUAGGGGAGCUACUUGUAAAAGCCUUUUGGGUUUAUUUUGUUCUCCGUCCAAACAUAUUUUGUAAAAUACAACUUGUACUGUAUAUAUCUAUCAAGUUCAAACUAUUGUAACAUACUUGGAAAAUUAAAUUGAAUUUAAUAUUCAAAUUGCACUUUUCGGUCUUUUCCUGCAUCCUGAACAGGCAUGUUAGCAAUCUUGUACCCAGAGUAUGCCCGUUCGCAAGUUAGAUCAUGCCCAGCGCCUAACCUGCGAACAGGUAUACUCUGGGCUGUUUACAUGACGGAAGGUGGGAUGAUUUUGAUGUAUUGAAAUAAGUCACUAGGCUAAACGAAAGUUCAAAAGCUGGUUAACCGAACUCAAAUAUUGUAAAGAUCAUGUAGUUGAAGAAGAUUUUUGAACAACCGUUCGUUUACAGUUAACUAUAAUCCAUCUCUACAAAAUUAAACUUUUUGCUGAAUCAUGCAUCAUGAUUUAUUUCAAUAUAUCAAAAUCUUCCCGCCUCAUAUCUCGUCCUGGCAAAGCUGGAUCAUAUAAACUAAACAGUCCCUUAUUCAGCAAAUUGUGCAUGCUCUCCCUUGCCUUUGGUCCCUUGGGGGUGAGGCAGCACUUUCCUUGCGAUAGUAACUUCUAGUUUCUAUUGUAUCACAUGGUGAAAGAUGUAAUAUUCUGUGGUUCUCGUGUGUUUACACGGCCGAAUUUCAGACCAGUUCCAAAUUCGUCUGGUACCGUGUAAACAGGGUCUUAAUUACCCUUUCUCACGCUAUGUGACCAGGCCUUAUCCGCCAUUUUUGGGUGGCAAACCGCGCGGGGCCAGAGAACGACAACAAAUUUAAAGAGCGAGUUUAGAAAAAGUAAUAUAGAGAGUUUUGGCAAAUUUUUAUGAUAAAAAAAGUUUGAAAAAUAUUUAACUGGUGUAUUAUCAAGAUAUAUCUUCAAGCUGCACACAGAAGGAGAGUUUCAGUGCAUUUCUUUUAAAAGUGAUGGAAAUAUAACUGGUUGAAGUACGAUGUAGUGUCGCUAAGCCAACAAGGUGAGGAGUGACUUCCUAUUUUAGUACACUAAGUUUCACCUUGAAAUAAACAUGUUCUUUUCAGAAUGAAAACCUUUACAUUAUAAAAAUGUAAUCAGUAGCUAUUACGUAAACUAGAAUUACAGUUUAAAGGUUACCUUAUUAGAUUUUAAAAGGUUUUUUAUUGUGUUUUUAGACCAAUGGUUGCCACGUAACUGCUAUGCCUGGACAAAUUAAAUGUUUCAUCUCAGGCUGCAGUAAUUCGUGGUACAACAAAGAUAAUGACAAUGUUAGUUUCCAUCGUUUACCUAAAAAGUGAAGUCUAAUCAAACAGUACGAAGAACAUUUAAAAACUAAGCUUCCGAAGGCCCAAAAUGCCAGAAUUUGCGGCGAGCAUUUUAAAAACGGUAGACAUGAGUUUCCAAAUGAAUUGCCUUUAUGGCAGUUUCUGCCAGGAAAUCACUGUAAAAAGAGGAAAGCUCCUACAGUUCGAGGGCCUAUUCCAAAACCUAAGCCAAGAAAAGAAUAUUUUAAGACAUAUAAAGAAAGAUUACUGAAAAAGAGGUUGGAGAAAAACCAAGUUGAUUUUGAUAAUUUGAAAGAGCAAUUACAUGACCUGGAAGAAAAAUUAGCCAGUGAAAAAGACAAAGAAAAAGAAAUGAAUGAGAAAUUAAGAAAAUAUGUAGAUGAAAGUGAAGUUUUGCAAAAUAAAAUUAAUCAACAGCAGUUUGGCUAUGAGAAAUUCAUAAGUGAUGAUAGUAAGAUGAUAUUCUACACUGGUUUGAGCAGGAAACAGUUUUAUGCACGUUGGGAAUUCAUUGAGGCAGAACUAUCAACACCAAUACGAAAAGAGGUUACCUUAUUAGAUUUUAAAAGGUUUUUUAUUGUGUUUUUAGACCAAUGGUCGCCACGUAACUGCUAUGCCUGGACGAGUUAA
Molecule: messenger RNA, 5757 nt
Organism: Paramuricea clavata
Lineage: Eukaryota; Metazoa; Cnidaria; Anthozoa; Malacalcyonacea; Plexauridae
Source: the annotation of a GenBank genome assembly